ACGCAGCCUCAAGUCAGAGUAGACCAACCAGUCGGAACUGGUGAUGGCGGCGAGUGGCGUGAAGACGCCGGUAACGUCUCAGGCAUAUCUAGAGGGAUCUCAGGUCAACCAAACUAAAUCACUCAUCUCUGAGUUAUGCCGUUUGUUUUACAACCUAGGUUGGGUCUCCGGUACCGGCGGAAGUAUCACCGCCAAGGUCCACGAUGAUUCCGUUCCCAAAUCGAACCAAAUCAUAAUCAUGUCCCCGUCCGGUGUUCAAAAGGAAAGAAUGGUUGAAGAAGACAUGUAUGUGUUAUCGUCAAGUGGAGAUAUUUUGUUUUCCCCAUUGCCGAAGCCUUACCCUCACAAGCCUCCCAAAUGUUCGGAUUGUGCUCCUCUUUUCAUGAAGGCUUAUGACAAGCGUAAUGCUGGUGCAGUCAUUCAUAGUCACGGAAUGGAAUCUUGUCUUGUGACUAUGAUGGAUCCUUUGGCGAAAGAAUUUAGGAUCACUCAUAUGGAAAUGAUUAAGGGAAUUCAAGGGCAUGGUUAUUAUGAUGAGCUUGUGGUUCCCAUUAUAGAAAACACUGCUCAUGAGAGAGAGUUGACAGAAUCUCUUGCUAAAGCAAUAGAAGCAUACCCGAAAACAACUGCAGUGCUGGUCCGAAACCAUGGUGUUUAUAUAUGGGGCGAUUCCUGGAUUAGUGCCAAAACUCAGGCUGAAUGCUACCACUAUCUCUUUCAAGCUGCGAUCAAACUUCAUCAAUUAGGCUUGGACUGGUCGACUCCAAGCCAUGGUCCCAUCCGAAGUUCCCAAGCACUUGUAGGUGGUCAAACUACAAACACAUCUCUCAAGCGAUGUGUGGUUCUGGACAUUGAAGGGACAACUACACCUAUAUCAUUUGUCACCGAUGUUCUUUUUCCUUAUGCCCGUGACAAUGUACGAAGGCAUUUGGAAGAAACAUACGAUACUGGUGCUACUCAAGAGGAUAUUGAGUUGUUGCGUUCUCAAGUACAAGAAGAUUUACAACAUGGAGUUGUGGAUGCUGUUCCAAUCCCAUAUGAUGAGGACGGGAGACAUCAUGUGAUAGCUGCUUUGGUAGCUAAUGUUGAAGGAAUGAUAAAGUCCGACAGGAAAAUUACUUCCUUAAAACAGUUACAAGGUCACAUAUGGCGAACUGGAUUUGAGAAAAAUGAAUUGAAAGGGGUUGUUUUUGAUGAUGUUCCUGGUUCUCUUGAAAAGUGGCAUGCUUCUGGUAUAAAGGUGUACAUAUAUUCAAGUGGUAGCAGAUUAGCACAAAGACUGUUAUUUGGAUAUUCAAAUUUCGGGGACUUGAGAAAAUACUUGUCUGGAUUUUUCGACACCACCGUGGGGAACAAGAAAGAAACAAAGAGUUAUGUUGAAAUUUCGGAAUCACUUGGAGUUCACAAACCAUCAGAAAUCUUAUUCAUAACCGACAUCUUUCAAGAAGCUGUAGCAGCAAAGGCAGCUGGUUUGGAGGUGGUGAUCUCCGUUCGGCCUGGAAAUGGACCGCUUCCGGAGAAUCAUGGAUUCAAAACGAUCAAGUCGUUUUCGGAGAUAUGAAUCUUAAACUCAUUUUGCUCUUUGAAUGGAAUGUAUUAUAUUUGUAGUUGGCGCCAACUACAAAUUUUGUGCCAUGGUUAUAAAAUAAAAGGUGAUGUAUAUGAUUCAUGGGACUUUUUAUUAAAUUCGAAUUCUCGUUUGAACCA
Messenger RNA from Cynara cardunculus var. scolymus (artichoke), 1707 nucleotides. RefSeq names its product probable bifunctional methylthioribulose-1-phosphate dehydratase/enolase-phosphatase E1 1. The transcript is spliced from 12 exons. Gene Ontology annotation, cellular component: cytoplasm. The coding region runs from base 44 to 1561 and encodes 505 amino acids. Gene Ontology annotation, molecular function: magnesium ion binding; acireductone synthase activity. Lineage: Eukaryota; Viridiplantae; Streptophyta; Magnoliopsida; Asterales; Asteraceae. The record is from RefSeq and is a predicted model, not a curated record.